GUUGUGUUUCCUCCUCUUUAUUCCCGCCUCUCGCGCGCAUUCUGGACGCAGGCGGAGGCUGAGGCGGCGAAGACGCAAAUAGAGUUAUUUGGACGCAGUUUCCAGUGAUGUGAGGAAGCCACUGCUUUUCUUUCCGGCUCGCAGACAUGGUGAGGAACAGUGAGCACUCGGAUCGGCAGGCGCUUCACUGCACGUGCCAGGUGACCAGUAACUCUUUGGCGUCUGGACCAUCUGAUAAUGUUGUGGAGCUUCCUGCUCCUUCUUACUGUGCUGCCCAGAACUCUUCAGUAGCGACAGAGAGCAGUCAGCCAGUGGACAUUAAGGAUGCAGGGAUGCGAAGGAAGAAGAAACGUAGGACUCGGAGAGUCGACAGCUCCGUAGGAACAUUCAAAGAUCUGUACAGGCUCACUGACGAGGUGCUGGGCCAGGGGGCUUACGCAAAAGUUCAAGGAUGUGUGAAUCUGCAAAAUGGAAAGGAGUAUGCUGUAAAGAUUAUUGAGAAGAUUGCCGGCCACAGUCGAAGCAGGGUAUUUAGAGAGGUGGAGACAUUAUAUCAGUGUCAAGGGAAUAAGAACAUUCUCGAGCUCACUGAGUUUUUUGAGGACGACAGCUGCUUUUAUUUGGUGUUUGAGAAGCUGUGUGGAGGCUCUAUUUUAACACACAUCCAAAGGAGGAAGCACUUUGAUGAAAGGGAAGCCAGUCGUGUUGUGAGGGAUAUAGCACAAGCACUGCACUUCUUACACACUAAAGGAAUUGCUCACCGGGACCUGAAGCCUGAAAAUAUCCUGUGCGAAUAUGUUGACAAGGUGUCUCCUGUGAAGAUCUGUGAUUUUGACUUGGGAAGUGGUGUGAAGUUGAACAGUGCCUGUACUCCCAUAACAACACCUGAGCUUACUACACCAUGUGGUUCAGCUGAGUACAUGGCUCCAGAGGUGGUGGAAGUAUUUACAGAUGAAGCCUCGUUCUACGAUAAGAGAUGUGAUCUUUGGAGCCUCGGGGUGAUCCUGUACAUUCUGCUUAGCGGUAGCCCACCUUUUACUGGCCACUGUGGAACUAACUGCGGCUGGGAACAAGGGGAAACUUGUCGUGCAUGCCAGAACAGCCUGUUUGAGCGGAUCCAGGAGGGAAAGUACGAGUUCGCAGAUCGGGACUGGGCUCACAUCUCAGAUGGUGCCAAAGACUUAAUCUCUCGGCUGCUGGUGCGAGACGCCACACUAAGGCUAAGUGCCGCUCAGGUCUUGCAGCACCCAUGGGUUCAGGGGAAUGCUCCUGAAAGAGGUCUUCCAACUCCACACGUCUUACAAAGAAGGUUCAGCACUAAGGACCUGACUCAGUUUGCGGCGGAGGCUAUAGCAUUUAACAGGCAGCUGUCGCAGCAGGACCAAGAGCAGGAGGAUAACAGUGCCAUCAUGUGCUCCAUGAGACUUUCUCCCCCCUCCAACUCCAGACUAGCAAGACGCAGGGCACAGGCUCACGCCCGCCGCAGCACCAGCCAAUACCUGAACACUACUCAGGUUCCAGAGUGACCUCACACAAGGCAAACAAGUAGCAAGUCAGAACGUUUUAUUCCUGAACAAUGCUCAGUACCACCGGUGAUCACAUAAGCAGUGGACAUCAUGUUAAGACGUGUUAACACAUAUUACAUAUAUUUUCAUAAUACUAUUAAUGUUAUGCAUUACAGCAGAGCUACAAAAGGUGCGAAUUCUCAAAACUACAUCCUUAAGGGGUGUCCUAAUUCAUGAUGGACCACAUACCCAGUGUUUAGCAUUCUAAAAGUAUGAAGCUGUGAGAUAUUUUAUGAAUAUUUAAAUAUUUAUUGCUGAUUUUUAGCCAUUUAAGGGUGCUUAGAAAUAAGGUGUGCGCAUCUACAUUAAGUAUUACUGUAAUUGUUCUCAGCUUGCUUGUAUCUCCCAACUUUAUAUAUUUGAGGUGAUGAGUUUACUUUAUGCACUUGCCGUUUUUACAUAUUUGUACAUUUAUUUUGUGAUUUUUUUGGAAAUAUUUCCAAGGCAUUUGAUAUUUUAUGCCGUAGAAAUACUGUUCAGUAGUGAUAGAUGGGCAUAUAUUUAUAUGCACAUCAUAUUCAUUAUACUUUUUUUUUUAAUUCAGUUUGCACAUUUUAUCAGGCACAGGGCUCAGCAAUGUUACAGAACAUGCCAGAAGGUAGCAUGUAUUUUGUACAUAAUGGCCAGACUAUUGUGAAAAGUCUUUCACCCCCCCCCACUUGUAAUGUCAAUAGGUUUUGUACAUCUAUAAUAUCAGAGUUUUUUUUUUUUUUCUUUCUCAUCUCUAUGCUGUUCUGCACAUUCGGCUCUUUCACUGUUUUUAUAUUACAAGGUUUUAUUUGCAUUUGAGUUUUUAAUGUUCUGUAAUAGAGAUUUUAUUUAAUGAGAGGAACGCUCUUUGUGUCAUUACUCUAGAAAUCAUUCAGCGCUUCCACAGCAUUACCACACCAAAACUAAUUUGAAAAUAUGUUUAUUAUAGUGAUGUACAUUUAAAAUGAUAAUAAUGCUGGAAGGAAAGCAGGUAAUAUGCACCUCACAUCUCCAGGGUCUUGAGUGCAAUUUCAUUAUCCUCCGGCUUCUCUGCUCUCCUAACACUGUCCAAAAAAAGAAAUAAAACAUGCAGGUAACUGGCUGUUUGCCACUCGGUGUGAGUGAGUGUAGUGAACGUGAGCUGUUGUCCCAUUUAAGUGGAAUUCUCCCUCAUGCACCCAGAGCUUCUAGGGUGGUCUGUGGGGCUGCUGAGACCCAGACCCAGGGUCUCAUCUUCUUGCUGAAUGAAUAAAAUGAUUGUUUGUAA
Hemibagrus wyckioides is the source of this 2802-nucleotide messenger RNA. RefSeq names its product MAPK interacting serine/threonine kinase 1 (gene mknk1). The coding region runs from base 147 to 1526 and encodes 459 amino acids. NCBI's taxonomy places the organism in Eukaryota, Metazoa, Chordata, Actinopteri, Siluriformes, Bagridae. The transcript is spliced from 14 exons. Gene Ontology annotation, cellular component: nucleus; cytoplasm. Gene Ontology annotation, molecular function: calmodulin binding; calcium-dependent protein serine/threonine kinase activity; ATP binding. Gene Ontology annotation, biological process: intracellular signal transduction; peptidyl-serine phosphorylation; protein autophosphorylation. The record is from RefSeq and is a predicted model, not a curated record.